AGUAAUAUCACGCGGAUUUUUGUGUUGCUUCCACGAGUUAGCGAGUAUUUAUUAUAGGUAUUAUAUUUUGAUAAAAUGCUAACAUAAAUUGAAAUACUUCGUCAAAUAAUACUGUAUGUUGGGUCAUUUAUAACUUCUGUAAUAUGGUGAAGAAUAUGAGCAAAUCAAAGCCAAUCAAAAAAGGGUUGAAACUUAUCCUUAAAAAGUUUCACGAGCAAGUAAAAAAUUCUGCAACGUAUUUAAUUGCACAGCCAUCUCACUCCGAAAAAAUCAAAUUACUUGUUAAAUCGCUGUACGAUCAUGGCCAAAGAUUUGAUACUAACGGUACCGACCCUAAGCCUUAUCUCGAGGAGCUGGUGGUGGAAGAAAUGGACGAGGAACAAAUUUGGCAACAAUUAGAGCUACGAAAUGAACAACUUUUGAAAGAAGAUUUGCCAAGAACGUCGCAGCUGCUUUCCAUAGGAUCGAAGCGGAUGCAACUAAGUUUUAGCACGGUGGAUAAAGAAGGUGUAACGAAUGAUAGCGCUUCUGACGUUGAUGGGAUUGACAGUGCAGAUGGGUCUUUGAAUGAUGAGGAGGUAGAUUCCUCAGAAAACACUAAAAAACAUAAGCUAAAACAAAAGGAGAGGCGAAAAGGGAAACGGUCUGUGGUUGAUGAUAAAUUCUUUAAAUUAGAAGAUAUGGCAAAGUUUCUGGAUGAAGAAGAUAAACGUGAAAUGAAAAGGCAGGCUGGCAAACCCGAGAAGAAUGCACUGAUUGAAAUUGAUUAUUUUAGUGAGAAUGCUGGCAAACAUGAUCUUUCCGAAGGGGACGAUAUAAAAUAUUCUGAUUUCUUCGAUGAUGAAAGCGAAGCGUCCGAAAAUGAAAAUCAAAGCACUAGCGAUAGCGACCAAGAAACACAAAUGAGUGACGAGGACGAUGCAGAUGAAAAGCGUUCUGAGAACGAACAUAAUCCGACAAAAGAAUCGGACGAAGAAAAUUCAGAAGAUGAAGUUGAACGAAACCGACGGCUUCGGUACGAGUUGUACAAUUCUGCUGAAGAUUUUGUAGAAACGAAAAACAAAAAACCUCCCAUUUUGGAACCAGAACACGUAGAAUCUGAGCCAGAAGUAGUAUCCCCUGAACAUCGGGAUAACGGUCCUAAGUCUUCCUUUGAGCUGCGACAAGAAAAAAUGCAAAAGCGGAUACAGAAAAUGGAAGAUCAACUAUUGCAGGACAAGCCCUGGCAAUUGAAGGGAGAAAUUUCAGCCGACACUCGUCCGCAAAAUUCUCUUCUGGAAGAGAUUCUGGAAUUCGAAUCCACUACUCGACCGGCACCUGUUAUCACUGAAGAAACUACCAUGCGCCUCGAAGAUAUUAUCAAACAGCGCAUCAAAAACAAGGCUUAUGACGACGUAGAAAGAAAAAUUCGUCCGCCGGAUAAUCCUCGGGAAUAUCGAAAACAGUUGGUGCUAGAUGCGGAGAAAAGCAAACAAUCGUUGGCGCAGAUUUACGAAAAGGACUAUCUUAAGCAAUUGGAAAAAGCUAAUCCAGAUGCAGGAGAUGAAAUAGCAGCAGAAGAACCAAAAGAAUUCAAAGAAAUUCGAUCGUUGAUGAAAACGCUGCUCGCACAGUUGGAUGCAUUGUCCAACUUUCAUUACACGCCUCGUCCAGCAGUGCCUGAGUUGAAGAUAAUCACCAAUACACCGGCUAUCAGCAUGGAAGAAGUAGCUCCGGUAGCGACAUCAGAUGCCGUUCUACUAGCACCCGAGGAGGUGCACAAUCGACCCAAAGGAGACAUUAUGAGCAAGGAUGAACGCACCAAGUCGGACAAAAACCGCGAACGACGGUUGAAGAAGCGUUUCCAGCGAGACAAGUUCAAACGUCAAACGGAAAAGGAACGAAAACUUCUGGAGAAAGGUGUGGCACCGAAGACAAAGGAAGUGCAACAGAAACUGCUCAAAAAGGUUUCGAAAGCGAAGAAUGUAAGCUCAAUGGCGGAAAGCGUCGGAGUGAGCAAAUCGUCAACAGCAUUCUUCUCGCAGCUGCAGGAUGAAGUCAGCACGCAAAUGAAGCAGAAACUCAAUCCUGGCAAAAAGAAAAAUAAGACAAAUGGAUUGCAGGCAACGCACAUGAAAUUAUAGAAUAUAUACGUGAAAUAUACCUACACAGAUUGAUUGAAUCUGUCUAACACAGUUGAUAUUGAUCACUUACCCAACAAUCAAAAAUGGUGGUCAUGGAUAGUUUAACCUUUCCAAAUUAAUAAACCACAAUUUAGCUCGUUUUAAAAUUAAAUAUUUGGAAUUCUACAACCAAGUGUCUCUUUACAGUUCAUACGAAACCAGUAACUGUUUCUCAAUACAAUGUUACAACAAAAAGUAAAUUUAAAUAGUCUUUCAAACAUCAGCUUGCAUCUGUGUAUCGGAAAGCUGAAUUUUCUCUCCGGGUUUGAAUGCAGGCAUUCCUAAGUAAGGACAGGUCGCGCAGCGGAAAGCAUCGCCUAGAUAGCACUGCAAUACAAUCGGAAAAAGUCGUCAAAUAUUUAGCUAACAAAUAAAAUGUUUUCUUACACUUCCA
Topomyia yanbarensis is the source of this 2556-nucleotide messenger RNA. Its product is annotated as U3 small nucleolar ribonucleoprotein protein MPP10. Gene Ontology annotation, biological process: rRNA processing. The record is from RefSeq and is a predicted model, not a curated record. Bases 144 to 2123 code for a protein of 659 amino acids. NCBI's taxonomy places the organism in Eukaryota, Metazoa, Arthropoda, Insecta, Diptera, Culicidae. Gene Ontology annotation, cellular component: Mpp10 complex; small-subunit processome; sno(s)RNA-containing ribonucleoprotein complex. The transcript has 4 exons.